UCAUGUGAUUCAGUGAUUCAUGUGAGCAACAAGACUGCUCCGUCAGUAAACAUCGCAUUCUACUGCCUUAUUAUACGUGCUUUUGCCACAAACAUAGUUUGUGUGCGUAAUUUAAUAUGUGUUUCUGCAAUUGACACUGAUCAAAAACAUCUGCUUUCGGAAUUUAUCGCUAUUGGAACCAUAAUGGCGGAAGUGCAAGAAAAGGAUAAAAAGCCAAGCGAGGAAUGUACUGAUGAGUCUGAGGAGGAGGACAGUGAGGAGGAGGCCAAGUUAAAGUACGAGAGGCUCUCCAACGGGGUGACAGACAUCCUUAAGAAUGACGCAGCCAGCUGCAUGACCGUCCACGACAAGUUCCUGGCUCUAGGCACACACUUUGGAAAAGUUUAUUUGCUGGACAUCCAAGGAAACGUUACUCAGAAGUUUGUCAUUAGCUCGGUGAAGAUCAACCAGAUCAGUCUGGAUGAAAGUGGAGACCAUGUGGGCAUCUGCUCCGAGGAUGGAAAGGUUCAAGUGUUUGGCCUCUACACCAGAGAGGGCUUCCACGAGAACUUUGACUGUCCCGUCAAAGUGGUUGCCUUGCAUCCUCAGUUCAGCAGAUCAAACUACAAACAGUUUGUCACCGGGGGCAACAAGUUGCUUCUUUAUGAAAGAAACUGGUUAAAUCGCUGGAAGACUGUGGUUCUGCAUGAAGGCGAAGGAACGAUAACUAAUAUCCAAUGGAGGGCUAACCUGAUUGCUUGGGCCAACAACGUAGGAGUAAAAAUCUACGACAUCAGCACCAAGCAGCGGAUCACCAACGUGCUGAGGGAUAACGUCAGUCUGAGGCCGGACAUGUACCCCUGCAGUUUGUGCUGGAAAGACAACACCACUCUGAUUGUGGGAUGGGGGACUUCCAUCAAGAUUUGUGCCGUGAAAGAGAGAAAUCCAACAGAAAUGAGAGAUCUGCCCAGCCGCUAUGUGGAAAUUGUAUCUGCAUUUGAGACGGAGUUUUUCAUCAGUGGUUUGGCUCCGUUAGUAGAUCAACUGGUCGUCUUGUCCUUUGUGAAGGAGAACACUGAGCAAAUGGAUGAAGAGGUCCGCGCACGACCUCGUCUUGACAUCAUCCAGCCUGUCCCUGAGAAUUACGAGGAGAUCUCCUCAGAUGCUCUGACUGUGCGCAACUUUGAGGACAACGAGUGCAGGGACUACCGCCUGGCGCAUGCAGAGGGAGAGCCGCUCUUUUACAUCAUCAGUCCUAAAGACAUCGUUGUGGCCAAAGAGCGGGACCAGGACGACCACAUUGACUGGCUGCUCGUAAAGGAAAAGUAUGAGGAAGCACUGAUGGCUGCAGAGAUCAGCUUCAAAAACAUUAAGAGACACGACGUUCAGAAAAUCGGGAUGGCUUUCCUCACUCAUUUAUUGAAGAAAGGAGAAUAUGAGGUUGCUGCAAGAAAGUGUCAAAAGGUUCUUGGAAAAAACAUGGAGUUGUGGGAAAAUGAAGUCUACAGGUUCAAAGAAAUCGGGCAGUUGAAGGCAAUUAGUCAAUAUCUACCCAGAGGAGAUCUCCGGCUCAGACCAGCCAUCUAUGAAAUGAUUUUGCAUGAAUUUCUAAAAACUGAUUAUGAGGGUUUUGCCACACUGAUCCGAGAGUGGCCAGGAGAGCUGUACAACAACAUGGCUAUAGUUCAGGCCGUCAACGAUCACCUGAAGAGGGAUCCCUCCAACAGCACACUGCUCACCACUCUGGCAGAACUGUACACGUAUGACCAGCGCUAUGACAAAGCUUUAGAAAUCUACCUGAGACUGAGGCACAAGGAUGUUUACCAACUCAUCCACAAACAUAACCUUUUUUCAUCAAUUGAGGACAAAAUUGUUCUCCUCAUGGACUUUGACAAAGAAAAAGCAGUUGACAUGCUUCUUGACAAUGAAGAUAAGAUUUCUAUAGACAGAGUGGUGGAAGAGCUCGCUGGCAGACCUGAGCUGCUGCACGUUUAUCUCCAUAAAUUGUUCAAAAGAGAUCACCACAAAGGGCAAAAGUACCACGAGCGACAGAUCGGCUUGUAUGCCGAGUAUGACCGACCCAACCUCCUGCCUUUCCUCAGAGACAGCACACACUGCCCUCUUGAAAAGGCCCUUGAGAUUUGUCAACAGAGGAACUUUGUAGAGGAAACUGUCUUCCUACUCAGCAGGAUGGGAAACUGUAGAAGAGCUUUACAGAUGAUCAUGGAGGAGCUGGGAGACGUUGACAAGGCCAUAGAGUUUGCUAAAGAGCAGGACGACGGCGAGCUCUGGGAUGAUCUCAUCUCCUACUCUAUCGACAAGCCACCAUUCAUAACUGGCCUCCUGAACAAUAUUGGAACCCACGUUGAUCCGAUUCUGCUCAUCAACCGCAUAAAGGAGGGCAUGGAGAUCCCCAACCUCAGAGACUCUCUGGUCAAAAUCCUCCAUGACUACAAUCUGCAGAUUCUCUUAAGGGAAGGAUGCAAGAAGAUCCUUGUGGCUGAUUCCCUCUCCUUGCUCCAGAAGAUGCAUCGCACUCAGAUGAGGGGGGUCAGGGUAAAUGAGGACAGUAUCUGUGAGUCAUGCCAUGCUGCCAUAUUACCAUCAGAGAUGAGCAAGUCCUUCAGUGUCGUCGUGUUUCACUGCAGACACAUGUUUCAUAAGGAAUGUUUACCAUCACAGGGAACUAUCCCUGGACUGCAGUUUUGUAACAUUUGCAGCGCAAAGAGGCGAGGCCCUGGAAGUGGAAUUCUUGAAAUGAAAAAGUAACAGUUUUUGUUUUCACAGUGUUGUGAAAAAAAUGCUUUCUUCUGUCUAGAACUUCGCCUUCUCAGUACAGCCAUUCAUAAAAUACCCAUCGCACAUACAAAACUUCCUAUUAGUUGUAUAUUUACAUCAAAUAACUGUAAAUAUUUGUUCUGCUUCCCUCUAAUAAUAAUAAUAAAUAAAGUUGCAUAGAUGCUG
Oryzias latipes (Japanese medaka) is the source of this 2943-nucleotide messenger RNA. RefSeq names its product VPS41 subunit of HOPS complex (gene vps41). Gene Ontology annotation, molecular function: protein binding. Gene Ontology annotation, cellular component: late endosome; HOPS complex. The record is from RefSeq and is a predicted model, not a curated record. Gene Ontology annotation, biological process: macroautophagy; protein targeting to vacuole; cellular response to starvation. NCBI's taxonomy places the organism in Eukaryota, Metazoa, Chordata, Actinopteri, Beloniformes, Adrianichthyidae.